Messenger RNA from Encephalitozoon cuniculi GB-M1, 1479 nucleotides. RefSeq lists its product as uncharacterized. Gene Ontology annotation, molecular function: snoRNA binding. NCBI's taxonomy places the organism in Eukaryota, Fungi, Microsporidia, Unikaryonidae. Gene Ontology annotation, cellular component: box C/D methylation guide snoRNP complex; small-subunit processome. The record is from RefSeq and is marked provisional. The transcript has a single exon. Bases 1 to 1479 code for a protein of 492 amino acids.
AUGGAACACUUGCUAUUUGAAUAUGCCGGGGGAUACGGGCUGUUUGUACUCAGGGAGCACGAGGACAUGUCAAGAUCCACGUAUGACGACUACACCAAGCUUACCCAAGUUUUGAGCUUUAAGUCUGGAAUGAGAUUUAGCGGUCUUUCCGAUGCGCUGGAGCAUCUUCGGUGUCUUUCCCGGGGAGAGAUCCAUGAGGAUCUUCGGAAGUUUCUUGAGUUCAACUGUGUGAAGGUUUUGCACUGCGAUGGAUCACUAAGAAAAGGCCUGAGCAUGCUUGGGAUUGAGCAGAAGGAGAGCGAGAAUGUGAUGAGAGGAGUUAGAAAGGCCUUUGGAAAGCUUAUGAAGCUUGACGAGUACGACGGAAAGCAGAUGAUACUUGGGCUGGCAUAUGGAUACUCCCGGGAAAAGGUUGAAUACAAUGUGAAGAGGGAGGACUUUAUUGUGAUAAACACGGUCAUGCUGCUGGAGCAGGUGGACAAAGACAUAAAUUCGUAUUCGAUGAGGAUAAGGGAGAUUUAUGGAUGGGUGUUCCCCGAGCUGAGCCGUGCACUGAAAGACAACCGUGAAUACAUUGAGGUUGUUCGGUGUUUUGUGAACGAGGAGGUGGGCAAAGAAGAUGGGAAGUGGCUGGAUUUAGGAGUAAGUGGGGAAAGGCUUACUGAAAUCAAAGAGAUGAAGAAGAACUCGAUGGGAACGAAGCUUUCUCCGGCGGAUAUGACGAAUUUGAGGAAGCUGAUAGAGAUAGUAAGCGACAAGGUUGAAGUCAGAGAGAAUCUCAGUGGGUAUCUGAAGGACAAGAUGAGUUCGAUUGCACCCAAUCUUGCAACCAUUCUAGGAGAUGUCCUUGCAGCAAGGCUCAUUUCGCAGGCGGGAGGGCUCCUCAACCUUGCAAAAGCCCCUGCAUCUACAUUCCAGCUUUUUGGUGCCGAGAAGUCACUGUUUAGAUCGUUGAAGAUGAAGAAGAAGACGCCCAAGUAUGGGCUUAUCUACACCUCUAGCUAUCUAUCCAGGGCCCGGGACGAGGACAAGGGAAGAAUUAGCAGAUACAUUGCAACAAAGUGUUCGAUUGCAGCUAAGAUCGACUGUUUCAGCAAGGACAGAACACCACACUACGGGAUUGAGCUCAAGCUGUUGAUUGACAAGAAGAUCCAGUCUCUCCAUACUGACGAGGAGGUGGAGAGGACAAGUACUGUGGUCCAAAGGGUGUUUGAUAGGAUAAACGGGAUAUCCAGAGACAGCGCACCAGAGGACAAUGCAGAGCCCAAGGAAAGGCCAAGAAAAGAUGUAGAGCAGAGGAGGAGGCCGAACAGGCCGGGAUCCAAGGAAGAGGUGUUCCGAUUCCGAGAAAGAAAGGGCAAGGAUGGGAACAACUCCCAGGAAAGAGAUAAGCGGGUAAGCUUUGAUUUGACAAGGAACGAUGUGAAGGAAACCGAGAAGAUGCCGAAGAGGUUCAAGAGAAGAAGACAAAUUGACUAA